Branchiostoma floridae (Florida lancelet) is the source of this 2135-nucleotide messenger RNA. RefSeq lists its product as uncharacterized. NCBI's taxonomy places the organism in Eukaryota, Metazoa, Chordata, Leptocardii, Amphioxiformes, Branchiostomatidae. The coding region runs from base 169 to 855 and encodes 228 amino acids. The record is from RefSeq and is a predicted model, not a curated record. The transcript is spliced from 5 exons.
AACAAACUGACCUGUCUCCUAGCAACGGAAGCUUGUAUCGAGUUGAGCCCCUCAUAAGUUAUUUAUAGGGACGACCACAACAAUAUGUCUCCUUUUGUGUACAGAUAAUCUAUUUCAUCGGCCACUUUGUGAGAUUUUCUCGUUGUGUGUCCAGGGAAGAGUUUAAGAAUGACGGCGGCGCAAACUGCAGAGGGGUUCGGGCAGGGGACCUUCUCUUCCACGGUCCUGACGAACCGAGGCGACAACAUGACGGUGUUGUCAGACCUUUCCUACUAUGGCAGGUCGGCCAAUGAGAGACCCCCAAUCUCACCGUCCAAGGGGUACCGCCCCAUGCACAGAUCAACACUCACGCUGGAGAAAAACCCAUACAAGUCCGACCACAAGACUACAGUCAAACAUUUCUACAGUGGUGACAGGGCCUUACCCCCAGUCAGCCGCCCAGCCAAGAUGCCGUCCAUGCACACCUCACAGAUAGACCUGAAGGUUACCAAGGAUACGUACCACCACACCCAUCACAGGAAUGCCUUCCUCAUCCCUCCUACUGUUCCGGCAACGGUGGAACAUGAGCCUUCCAACAUCAACAGACACAACCAGCGUGGAGGGUUCGACAUGAGGCGGGUUCUAGUCAACCCGAGCCAGUCGCUGGACUACUGGACGACGUACGCACGUAUCCACGACAAGGUGGGGCACCAGCGGGGGCCUGGAGCGCCCAGGGUUCCAACCACACCCGCGCAACAUAACAUUAUAUCAGGAGCAUUCCUCGGCCACGGUAGAAGAGAGAGUUUUGAACGCACAUCAGGUAACAGGGUGCUAAACAACAUCAGGGCCAACAACAGCAGCGUACUCCUAGGAUAACCUUUGCUUGUUGUUGCCACAAGUGAACCCACAAGUCCUCCAGGCUCACAAGUAUUGAACUUUUCAAAGACACUGCUCUGAGUGUGGGACUUGAGUAUGAAUCAGUGUUAUUAGUAUUCCUGUCAGCGUUCACUUCUGUGAAGAUUUGAGAUCAACAUAUCAUAUAUUAUGGGCUAGACUGUACAAGCUCAUUUUAGAGACACAGCCAUGAUAUUGUACAGUUGUAUACAAACAUCCGUCUUCAUCCAAUACAGAUUUAUAAUUAUACAUGCUGGGACAGAGGAGUGAAAUUAAGGUAGUCCUAACUUCUCAGAUUUGAAAAAAAAAAUGCCACACUGGAAAAUCGAUCUUGGUACACACAGUUCAAGGGAGAAAAAAUACAAUUUUUUUCUUGUUUAAGUUUUCAUCUUCACCCUCUUGCUCAAGUUUUCGCUAUGAAGUAAGUGAGAGCCAAGCUGGUGUGGCUUAAGGAAAUAUACCAUAUAUUUUUUAUAUAUCAUAUCAUUGCUGUUACUACUACCAAGUUUAAAAUGCUGCACUAUUGCAGAAAGAUUUGAUAUUAUAUGCUGCAUUUUUCCUUACAAAUAUGAUAAACGUGUACAUCAAGGUUGUACAAUGGUCUUGAUGUUCAACAAAUAAAGGAAUGUAGAACGCAAAUUAGGGCAAACCAGAGUGGCCUCUUGUUUCUGUUGACAGAAACAAUAUUGUUUUAUGAAAUAGCUUGUUACUAAAAGAGAUGAUUGAAAUAAACAGAAUUCGACAAAACUGUUGACAGUGCAUUUAGCUUUAUUCAUAGCACAUACAGCAUAUAACAUAGACAACAGAGAGUACAUCUACAUACAGUGUACAUGUACAUCCAAUUUUACAACUUAAACUUACUGUUACAACUGAGGUCCCAAGGAAGAACACACACAGUAGUAUUCCCCAUAAGCCAGAUUUGUAAUUGUUGAAGUUAGCUCGCUAAUAAUAAGCUUGUUGAUGGUUCGACUGUCGCUUGCUAAUGGCAAAUACUCCGGCUGUGAACAAUGUACACGGAAUCAAACUAGGACACACUUCACAUCUAUGCCAACAUGUUUAACGUAUGUUGAAAGCCUUUCAUACCCCUCUUGCUACAAGCUAAGGGUUUGAAGGUAAGGCAUUUAUAAUUAAGCUUUACAAACACUUUAAGAGUCAAAGCUUGCAGACAAGACAAGGCAAGUUAUAAUCAGUGCCAACCUCACGUCAUGCCAAGUGCUUUCCUCUCAGCAUCAUUUACAAGCUUUCAUCUGGCAUAGAAUACA